AUGCUGGAGGAAGCUAGACAUCGUCGUCCACGACAACAAGACUGGGGGAGUUCAUCGUCCAGAGACACGAGCGAAAGUUUCAAUUCAACUCCGUCGAUGCCAUCCCAACAGAGUGAUACAACAGCAAGAGCGACCCUUUCAGACGAAGAACUGCUGCAGCGCGCUCGAGCUGCGUACGCGGAUGAAGACUUUGCGUCGUUGGCGGCCGGUCCAGCAGCUAAUGGCCCCUGGGUUCGUCGCGUGCGCAGCGUCGACCGCUUCGUUGUGUUCCGACGAGACUUUGCGGAGGGCAACAACGGCAUUCAGAAUGAAUUGGAUGUGCUGUGUGCCGGUCGCAUGGAUACCAGCAUCCAGGAAGUGGCGAGUAUCCUUCGCUCGAGCUCAGAGAUGGAGCACAAUGCGUCAAUGGCGGCGCUGUACGCCAAGAGCUUCAUCUUCGGCUCGUACGAGCGCGAAGUGUACUGCUCGCAGCAAGGCAAUCAGUCGGAGAGCAGUGGCGAGCGACUCAUCAUUAAGACCAAGACAUUCGCGCGCACGACGAUGCUGGGGCGUAACGAGCAGUGGUGCUACUACGACUACUUUCUACGCAAGACCGAGCGCGACGGCUUCACCAUCUCCAAGCGCGCUCUACCCCCAAUGGAGUCCGUCCCGGGGCGGAUCGUCGGAGAGAACGCUCACGUCGACCAGCUCCAUGGCCUGAACGCCUCGUACUUGGUCGACAGACCGCCGAGUCAAAAGGGACUGCGCGUAGUUUUCCACGCGUGGUUCGAUCUGCCAGAGGAGGGGCCUCUUUGCAGCAGCCAAAGCGCGGCGGAUAGCAGCAUGGAUCGCCACAAUUCCACUUCAAGCUCAAAGUCGAGCCCAGGCUCCUUGAUGUCCUCGAAAUCGCUCGAGUAUCGAGACGCCAGCAAGCACAAGGCUCAAAUGCGCCGCUUACUUGCCAUUGCCAAUGGCGUCACGAAUCUCCCGGAGCUCAUUCGCCGUCGUCGCUUCGGAGUGCAGAUCCCCGCCAGUUCCAGCUCACCACAAGGCUCGAACUCGCGUUGUCCAUGCUGCACUCACAGCUUGGCGCCUGUCAAGCUGACGCUAGUGAAGGCAGCUUCGGCCAUCAAGAGCCGCAGCUUGACUCCGUUGAAGAUGGAUACGAAACGCUGCUACCUGUGUGGUUACCUCGUCUGCUUCGAUUGUUGGAGCGUUGAGCACAUGGAGAGCGUUUCUGGUCGCGUGGCCUCCAUUGUGGUCUGUACUCGAUGCAACGCUAAUGUUCAAGCAUGUGAAUACUCCGAGGUGGUCUCUGGGACGGCUGCCAAACGUGCAAAACAUCGAGGGCCGCCCCGUGUAGUCGAGGACUCGAACAACAACUCCACCGUCUCGCUACUGGUGGACUUCCUUUCAGCCUCGGCCUUGAAUUCGACUGCGGGGAGUCCAGAGCACGCCGCGGUGGUGGCUGUCAUUCGAGCGCUUCUUCGACAGGAGAACUCCGAUACUUUCGACCAAGAUGAGGACGAAAACUAUGCUGAGUAUGAAGAUACGGCGCCAUGUUUCAAGGAAUUGGAAGAUACAUUACAAGCCGAGGAGCAGAUACCAACGCUGGCAGCUUGCAGUCUGGGGAACGCAGAGCAACGGAGCUACCCAAUUGAUCUCCCGGAAGACCCCACAGUUGACGUCCCUCGCUAUCCAAUUCCUAGCAACGAAGCCGAUCGUAUUGCGGCUGCGAAGACGUCCGGAUUGCUUCAACUUGCUGAUCGGCUCGCACCAGCGACGCCUGGGCCAGAGCUCUGGCAGCCGACACCCGACACCCACGACCUGAACUUGCUCUACCAAUUGGCUGCGAAGACUUUGGACUGCGAGUACUCGUUCGUGGCGAUUAUGUGUGCCAAGCACGAGCAUUUCCUGGCUGAAAACCACCCACUUCUCGCUGGUACAGUCGUCCCCAGGGAGAUCACGACCUGCCAGCAUGCGCUGAUGUCUCCGUAUCCGUUCAUGGCUAUUCACCACGAAGCGGACGUGCACUUCCACAAGCUCAGCACUAUCGCCCAGCUCAACAUCCGAUUCUACCUGGGGUUCCAACUUAAAGUACCGAUUGAAGGGGGUGAAGGAGUCACGGUGGGGAUGUUCUGCUGCAUUGACUCCAAGCCCCGAGCGGAGAUCACUCGAACGCAGUACGUCACGAUGAAGCGCCUUGCUAGUACAGCCACGUACUUCUUGCAGCGAAAAGGCCGCCAAGUGUUGGAACAGCAACACCUCCCGGUAGAUUAG
Molecule: messenger RNA, 2259 nt
Organism: Phytophthora sojae
Lineage: Eukaryota; Oomycota; Peronosporomycetes; Peronosporales; Peronosporaceae
Exons: 2
Coding region: 1-2259 (752 amino acids)
Source: RefSeq, a predicted model, not a curated record